Teleopsis dalmanni is the source of this 1389-nucleotide messenger RNA. RefSeq lists its product as uncharacterized. The record is from RefSeq and is a predicted model, not a curated record. NCBI's taxonomy places the organism in Eukaryota, Metazoa, Arthropoda, Insecta, Diptera, Diopsidae. The transcript has 4 exons. Bases 77 to 1336 code for a protein of 419 amino acids.
AACGAACUAUUUUGAAACAAGUCAGUCGUAUAACCAACUCAGUGAUAUUAAGUACAUUUAUUUUUUGAAACGGAAUAUGGAAACAGAAAAUCUCGUCUAUAAUACCGACGAACUGGAAGCACCGCAAUGGUUGAAUGCAGAUUUUUUAACAAAAGUGCUUAAGGAAUGUGAAGGGGACAGUGCAAUUACCAUUAAAAACUACAAACUCACACCAGCAACAGUGCGAGGUGAUCAUUAUGCCAGUGUCAUGUUCAGGGCAGAAGUUGACUAUGUACAGACCGGACGGUCAAAAACCAAGUCGAUGAUUAUUAAAACAAUGCCAGAAGAGGAUGGCAGUAAAAAGGAGUUAUUGCAAGAAACUCAUAUAUUUGAAACAGAGAUCGGAAUAUAUAGUGAAGUGAUACCAAGGAUGGAAAAAAUCUUACGUGCAGUUGGUGAUAAUACAGUGUUGGGAGCAAAAUACCUGUAUUAUAGUUUGAGUCCAAGAAAGGUUAUUGUUUUUGAGGAUCUCGUGACUGUUGGCUACAAAGUUCUGCGUCAACGUUUGCCCACUAUGGAGGAAGCUAAAAUGACGUAUCUGAAAUUAGCCAAAUGGCACGCCGUGAGCUAUAAGUUGUUGCAGGAGAAUCCUACAUAUUUUGAUAAAUAUCGUUAUAGUAUCAUGACCCUUACGAAUUUUGUUGAAUCCGACUUCUUCAUUAAAGGCAUUGACUUGUUUAUAGAGCUUUUGAGUGAAGUACCAACUUUAAGGAAAUAUAAGUCUUAUUUUGAAUCCAUACAGCAGGAUUUAAUACAAGAUUGUAAAGAUAUUUUCACACAAUAUACAGAUAAAAAACAAAGCAAUACUGACUACGUGCUUUGUCAUGGAGAUUUUCAUUGCAAAAAUAUGAUGUUUAAACACAACCCCGAGAGUGGAGAAUUGGAAGACUUAAUGCUGCUCGACUAUCAAGUGUCCUAUGUUGGAUCACUCGUUAAUGAUAUUAUUUACUCAUACUUUUUAAUAUUGAAUCCAGAGAUGCGUUUGAAUCACUUUGACGAAAUGCUCUAUUAUUACUUUAAAAAUUUUACUGAAACUUUGACAAAUAUUGGUUACAACGGAGCGGUGCCAAAGUUAGAAGAGAUUAGAUCGCAAAUAAUGAAACAUAAGAAAUUUGAACUGUUUCUUCUAACGACAAUGUUGCCUAUGUGGUAUGUCUUUUUUGUUGGCGAAAUUGAUCCUGAUGAAAUGAUAGAAUCGGAAGAUGCUCGAAAAAAUGUGUAUCGAAAUAAAGACUACAUCAAAGAAUUACAUAAUUUGCUACCCAGAUACAUGCAUUUAGGUUAUUUUGAAAAUUAGAAAAAUUGUGGCAGUUUGUCAUAAUAACAAAAAAAAAUGAAAUAAUUUUACUA